Messenger RNA from Colletotrichum graminicola M1.001, 1170 nucleotides. RefSeq names its product WD repeat domain-containing phosphoinositide-interacting protein 4. The record is from RefSeq and is a predicted model, not a curated record. Gene Ontology annotation, biological process: protein lipidation; protein localization to phagophore assembly site; nucleophagy. The transcript is spliced from 4 exons. The coding region runs from base 1 to 1170 and encodes 389 amino acids. NCBI's taxonomy places the organism in Eukaryota, Fungi, Ascomycota, Sordariomycetes, Glomerellales, Glomerellaceae. Gene Ontology annotation, molecular function: phosphatidylinositol-3,5-bisphosphate binding; protein binding; phosphatidylinositol-3-phosphate binding. Gene Ontology annotation, cellular component: cytosol; phagophore assembly site membrane; extrinsic component of membrane.
AUGAAUACCCGCCCGCCCAUAGAAACGGCACCCUCUACUGUGGUGUUGUCCGCGUCGUUCAACAGUGAUGCUAGCUGCUUCUCUGUUGGUCUCAACUCGGGGAUAUGCAUCUUCCAUACCAAAUCGUGCCUCCUGAAGGCGUCCAGAGACUUCAAUGCCGGCAUCGGUCUUGUCGAGAUGAUGGGGACGACAAACUACCUCGCCCUCGUCGGUGGCGGCAGGCAACCCAAGUUCAGCACCAGCAAAACCAUCAUCUGGGACGACAUGAAAGGAAGAGUUGCAUUAGAAAUUGCCUCUCUAACUCCGGUGCGCGGCGUCCGCAUCGGCCGCAACCGGAUCGUCGUUGCGCUUCAGAACAGCGUCCGCGUCUACUCCUUUGCGAAGCCGCCCGACCUCCAGUCAGUGUAUGAGACCACUGACAACCCACUUGGUCUUGUCGCCAUGUCGGACAAGACGAUUGCGUUCCCAGGCAGAACGGUAGGCCAGAUCCAACUUGUCGACCUUGGUACUGGGAAUGUCAGCAUUAUCCCGGCUCACUCAUCUGCCCUCCGAGCCAUACAAGUGAGCCCGGAUGGCGAGCUGUUGGCUACAGCAAGUGAAAUGGGCACUCUAAUCAGAGUGUUCGCAACCAGCAACUGUGCCCGCUUGGCCGAGCUAAGACGCGGCGUCGAUCCGGCGACCAUCUUCUCUCUCGGCUUCAGCCCCGAAGGCACGAAGCUGGCUUGCACAUCAGACAAGUCCACCCUGCACGUGUUCGACGUUCCACAUCCCAAGAAGCCCGCGGUCGCGCCAGCUAGCCCAACAUCAUCGCAGAUGGGGGGAUCCGGUAUCCUCGCGGGCCGACCAGCCGAUGACGGCAAGGGGCGGUGGGGUUUCUUGGGGAAGAUACCUCUAAUGCCGCGCAUGUUUUCGGACGUAUACUCGUUUGCCUCUGCGCCAUUCGAGGCUGGCGAUGACCCCUUGAUCGGCGGGCUGCCCCUGUCAGACCAGACGACGCUCGGAACGACAAGACCUCAAAAGGGCGUUAUCGGGUGGGUCACUGAAGAUAGUCUGGUUGUGAUUGGCGCCGGACAGGACGCCAGGUGGGAGAAGUUUGUAAUAUCCACAGGGCAAGACGGACGCCGAUACGUUGUGAGAGAAGGCUGGAAGAGGUAUUUGGGUGGCGCAUAA